Triticum turgidum subsp. durum (durum wheat) is the source of this 1299-nucleotide messenger RNA. NCBI's taxonomy places the organism in Eukaryota, Viridiplantae, Streptophyta, Magnoliopsida, Poales, Poaceae. The record is from the annotation of a GenBank genome assembly.
AUGGACGUGGUGACUGGUGCCAUGGGAAGCCUGCUCCCCAAGCUCGGCGAGCUGCUCGUGGGGGAGUACAAGCUGCAGAUGGGCAUCAAGGAGGGAGUCGAGUCCCUCGAAAGGGAGAUGAGGAGCAUGAACGCCGCCCUUACCAAGGUGGCGGAGGUGCCAAGGGACCAGCUGGACAACCAGGUCAUCAUCUGGGCUGACGAACUCAGGGAGCUGUCCUAUGACAUGGAGGAUGUCAUCGACAACUUCCUGGUGUACGUCGAUGGAUCUGAAUCCGUCCCCGACUCAAACAAGCUCAAACAGCUGGUGGGGAAGAUGGCUAGCUUGUUCACCAAUGGCAAGACUCGCCAUCAGAUCGCCAAUGCCAUCAAUGAAAUCAAGAACCGCGCCCAAGAGGUGGCUGACCGGCGUGAUAGAUACAGGGUCGACGAUGCGAUUGCCAAUGCAGCUGGCAAACACAAGGUUGACCCUCGUGUUUUGGCUUUGUACAAGGAUCAGAAAGAGCUCGUUGGCAUUGAAGAUGCACGAAACGAACUAAUCAAGAGGCUCACAGAUGGUAAUGAUGAUGGUCCCAUGCAGCAGCAGCACAAUUUGAAGAUGGUCUCCAUCGUUGGACAUGGCGGACUUGGCAAGACUACACUUGCUAAGGCAGUGUAUGAUAGACUUCAAACACAAUUUGAAUACACAGCUUUUGUUCCGGUGGGUCAAAACCCUGAAGUGGCGAAAGUUCUCAAGGAUAUCCUCUUGGAACUUGACAAGAGUGAGUGUAUUGGUGAUGUAGCCACACUAGAUGAAAGACAACUCAUCGACAAACUCCGACGACAACUUGAGAAUGCAAGGUACUUCAUUGUCAUUGAUGACAUAUGGGAUUUAGAAGCAUGGAACAUUAUUAAAUGUGCUUUCAUUGAUAACAAUCAUGGGAGCCGAGUAAUCACAACUACUCGUAUUCUCAAAAUUUCCACAAACACCGGUGAUAUUUACAGGAUAAAACCCCUUUCUCAACAUUUUUCUGAAGAAUUAUUCUAUACAAGAUUGUUUGGUGGUAAGGAUAAAUGCCCUUUUGAUCAACUGGCCGAAGUAUCAACAAAUUUUUUACGGAAGUGUGGAGGUGUGCCAUUAGCUAUAAUUACAAUAGCUAGUUUGUUGGCUGGUAAACCUAUGUUGGAUUGGGCUAAAGUAUUCAACUCUAUUGGUUUUGGAUCUAGAGAUAAUAACAUGGAUGUAGAUAACUCGAGGAGGAUAUUAUCAUUUAGUUAUUAUGAUCUACCUUAUCAUCUAAGUCUUGUCUGCUGCAUCUGA